AUGCCCAGCGAUAAACCUUUCAUAUCGACAUUUGGAAAGAGACAAUCGGAUAAUUUCGGCAUUUUAGAGCGCUGUCCCUGUCGUGAUCAAGCCGGCAUAGCUCCCGUUUGGCCUAGCAUACGAGAAUUCCACGAAUCUCGCUGUUCAACAACCUCCGCCGCCGAGGAGUGUCUACAGCUCGACGUCAACGUGCCCACGUCGGCUGCUCCAACGUGGCCUGUACUAGCCUGGGUCACAGGUUCAGAUGGAAGUUAUCACUCUGGACAACUGGUCAAGAAGGGAGUUAUUGUAGUCAUUGUGCGUCACAGGUUAGGCGCCCCUGGAUUCCUAUGCUACGAAAGAGAUAUACCAGGAAACGCAGGCGCAAAAGACGUUAUAGCAGCAUUACGCUGGGUCAGAGACAACAUAAUUGCUUUCAAAGGAAACCCGGCAAGAGUUGUCGUCGCGGGCCAAGGUUUUGGAGCUGCCAUGGUGGAAGCAUUAACACUUACCCCAAUGGCUGAUGGACUGUUCCACGGUGUUAUAUUGCAAAGCGGCAGCAUAUUAGCUCCGUGGGCUUUCAACUAUGAUGCCAAAGACAGGGCCAAAGUUAUCGGAGAGCGUUUAGACAAAAAACGAGAUUAUGUCGAUGUUUUUUUAAAUGCCACAAUGGAAGAAUUAUUUAUUAAAUCAAGUGAAUCGAACACGCCAUAUUUCUCUUUUGGUCUUUGUCUGGAAGAACCACUGAAGAAUGAGGAGCGGUUUUUCUUGGAGACGCCUUACGAUUUGUUCGUGACAAAGAAGUCUAAAUCUGUUCCAAUGAUAAUCGGCUACAAUAGCGAUGAAGCGUAUAUAUUCGCAUCACUACUAAAGGAGUUUAAGGUCAUGAAUAAAUUAACUAAAGAUAUUAGCUUUUUACUGCCAUACGAGUUGCAAUUUUUAAAUAGUAGAGAAAUGAAUCAAGUUUCUCGACAAAUCGAGGACAUUUACUUCAGACGAAAUCGUACAAUGACUGCUCUGCUGGCUUACCACAGGGACGUAUACUUUUUAAGCCAUGUUUAUCGAAGUGCCAGUUAUCACGCCGCAGUGUCAUCCCUUGUCUACUUCUAUACGUUUUCACACCUUGGAGAAGUCGGCGUUCAAAAAGAACCUGGAAUCCAGAAAAGCGGAGCCGCUCAUUCAGAUGAACUUGCAUAUCUAUUUUCUGGGCGAAAUCUGGAUAAAGAAGACGGCCUUGUCCAAGACCUUUUGGUACGAUUUUGGGUCAACUUCGUGAUACAUUUAAAUCCAACUCACCGACAACCACUUGACUGGGAUCCAAUGAAUUACGAAAACCCUCGCCUACUCGAUAUAGGCGUUGAACCUAAGAUGAUCGACUACCCUCACGAGAAGACUUCAAAAUUUUGGGAAGAAAUUUAUGACAAGUAUUAUUAUUCUAGAAAUAGACUUCCAAGGAAUUGAGACAGAGAUGUCUCUAGGAAACUGAAUUGGCGGACUGAUAUUUUAUAUUUCAAUUAAUCAACAUGUGUUUUUACUAACAAAGACGAAAUAAUAAAGUGAUUUAAGAUCAUUUAUAUUCCGUUUUAUCAAGCUUUUGUUUAACCGGAGUUGAAAAAUUGAAACUU
Bombyx mandarina (wild silkworm) is the source of this 1604-nucleotide messenger RNA. RefSeq names its product carboxylesterase 5A-like. Lineage: Eukaryota; Metazoa; Arthropoda; Insecta; Lepidoptera; Bombycidae. The record is from RefSeq and is a predicted model, not a curated record.